This is a messenger RNA of Phalaenopsis equestris, 837 nucleotides long. RefSeq lists its product as uncharacterized. The record is from RefSeq and is a predicted model, not a curated record. The transcript has 5 exons. Lineage: Eukaryota; Viridiplantae; Streptophyta; Magnoliopsida; Asparagales; Orchidaceae. Bases 1 to 837 code for a protein of 278 amino acids.
AUGUUGAAGUUGAAUGAAUUCCUUAUAGAUGCUCAGUUAUUUGCUUUGGGCCUUUGGGGUCCUAAAUAUACUUGGAGAAGGGGUGUCUUAUGGGAAAGACUUGAUAGAAUGUUGGGAAACUCUAAGUGGCUUCAAACCUUCCCUUAUACAAUCAUCACUCACCUUGUCAUGUCUGGGUCAGACAAUAGACCCAUUCUUUGCUCUAUUCAAAAUGCUGUGAAGUCUGGUGGUUCUCCCUUUAGAUUUCAGAACAUGUGGACUCUUCAUCCUAAUUUCAUCAAGGAAGUUACAAAUGAUUGGAUCGUCAAUGAAGAUUAUGGGCCAUGGAUAAAUCUCUGCUCAGAAUUAGGUGAUAGUAUUGAAGAAGAUUUCCAAAAGGGCUUACAAGCUGAGAGAGAUCUACAUAAUGCCAAUGAAGAACUUCUUGCACACAUCACAUAUAAUGAAGGCUUUUUGAAACAGAAAGCUGCUAUUACCAAGUUCUUUGAGGGGAAGAGAUUAAUUCAGGCCGAUGACAUUGCUCAAGAUGUUGUAAAGUUUUUUCAACAACUUUUUAAUUCACACCCAUCUACUAGAACCAAUGUUGAUGCUAAUUUAUUUGUUGAUUGUACUGAUUAUGUCAGUAGGCUGACCCUAGAUCAAAUCCCCUCUGAAGUAGAAAUUAGAGCUACUCUUGAUUCUAUUGAUGAUGAUAAAACUACUGGUCCUGAUGGCUUCACUGCAGAUGAUGUGAGUAUAUUUUUCAAGGCCACUAAGAAUGCUAUUAGAAUGCUUUAUAAGGCCCUUAUGCAUUUCCAGCUCACCUCAGGGCAGAAACAAGCAGAUAAAGUUCAAUGA